AUGCCCAACUUUGCAAUUCUUGCUCUUUCUUCUGCCUUAGUCCUUAACCUGUGGAAGAGUCUUUCGGGUUCAGGAUCAGGAGGAGGAAGGAGUAGUGAAAGAAUAUCAGCACAAAAGCACAGAGGUAGAAUUGUUAUCUGCGGUCUUCUGAUUAAAAUGGCGAGAUUAUUAAGAAAGAAUGGUGGCAGUAGAAAGAAGAAUCAUUACAGUGACGGACUUGGCCGUAUAGACAGGAUAUCUGACCUACCAAGCAAUGUGAUUGAUGAAAUUUUAUGCCGUAUGACCACCAAAGAAAUAGCGCAAAUGAGUGUUUUGUCCAAAAAAUGGUACCAUAUCUGGUCCACCCAUCCAGUCAUUGUGUUAGAUCGUCAAUUCCAUGAGGACAUAAACCAAGACGAUUCAUCAGUCACUUAUGGUGGAUUCAAAAACAUCGUCAAUAAAAUACUGUUGCAACACAAUGGCCCUAUCGUCAAGUUUUUCCUUGACGUAUCAAGUGCUGAUUUAGACGAUUGGGACAUCGAUCAUUGGCUACGUUAUGUCUCUAACAAAGGUGUUAACGAACUCACCAUCGAUAACUCGUUUCAAUUUCCAUAUAAUUUGCCGCAUUUCUUGUUCAAGUGUGCGAAAUUGAGUUAUUUGAACGUUACCAAUUGCAACUUCAAGUUGCCACUUGCGUCUACAUCAUUUCAGAAUCUUGUUAGGCUUGAUCUAAAGCUAAUGUCUUUUAAUCAAAAGUUGGCGCAAAACAUCCUUGAGGCUCCACUUCUGUUGAUCUUGAUGAUUACUGGUUGUGAUGGUAUCCAAUUCCUUAAUAUCUCCGCGCCACGGCUACUUUGCUUGCACAUUGUUGACAGUCAUUAUGUGGAUUUGAAGCUUCUCAAAGCCUGUCCUGAGCUGAAAGUGGUGACUAUUGUGACAUGCAACAGAAUCUAUACCUAUGAAUUUUGGAGAAGGUUUACCUUGUUUCAGAUGAUUGCUUCUUUCCCUAAACUUACAGGGUUUUGCUUGGACGGUCUUUUUUUCAAGUUUGUAGUUCCAACUGUUGUUCCAAAGAGGCUUGAGGCUCCACUGGAGCAUUUGGUGGUUCUUAAAUUAGGGUUUUGUUUUGCUGAUAAAGCUCAGAUUUCAGCAGUUAUCUGCUUACUUCAAAGUGCUCCUCAUUUGCAUACACUUGAAAUCCAGGAAGAACUCUCAGAUGCUGAGGAGAUCAACGUAGACGCAGUUACAGAGUUUCUAACAGCACCAAACUGUGUAGAACAAGAUCUCAUGUCACUUGAGAAGAUAAAGUUAGAAGGUUAUGUGAACAACACAAUUGAACGUCAUUUCAUGAAGCUUUUGCUUGCUCGUUCUCCUUCACUUGUUGAGGUGAUAGUUGCGCCUUCGAGAUUUAUUGAAUAUAAUGGAAUUUGGCUCUUCUUCUUCGAGUUGUUGGAGUUCCCUCGAGCAUCGCAAAAUGUCAGUAUACUGCUUGGAUAG
Molecule: messenger RNA, 1476 nt
Organism: Nicotiana tabacum (common tobacco)
Lineage: Eukaryota; Viridiplantae; Streptophyta; Magnoliopsida; Solanales; Solanaceae
Product: F-box/FBD/LRR-repeat protein At1g13570-like
Molecular function (GO): protein binding
Source: RefSeq, a predicted model, not a curated record